GCCUCCGCCUCCAGCUCCGCCCGGGCGCUGGGAGCGGCGGCAACUUCCCCUCAAGUCCGCCCGGCGGCGGGGGGAUGAUGCGACCCGUCUGAGCGCGGCCCGAGAGGGGCGGGCGCGCCGAGGACAGGCAGCGCCGGCAGCAGCGGCAGCCCCGCCGCCGUGGUCAGAGCAGCCCGGCAGCCGCCCGCCUCAGCCCCCUGCCCUCCCCCGGCCGGGGCGGGAGCCGCCGCGGCCGUCCCAUGUCCCGCAAGGCCAGCGACAAUGUGGAGUACACGCUGCGGAGCCUGAGCAACCUGAUGGGCGAGAAGCGGCGGCGGCAGGCGGACGGGUCCGCCGGCUCGGGCGCGGCGGCGGCGGCGGGCGAGCGGAGCCUCAUCGCCGCCGAGUCCUGCUCCAGCCUCAACAGCGCGGCGUCGGGCGGCGAGCUGGAGCGGGCGGCGCGGCGGCAGUUCCAGCAGGACGAGACCCCCGGCUUCGUCUACGUGGUGUCGGUCUUCUCCGCCCUGGGGGGCUUCCUCUUCGGCUACGACACCGGCGUGGUGUCGGGGGCGCUGCUCCUCCUCAAGAGGGAGCUCAACCUGGACGCGCUGUGGCAGGAGCUGCUCGUCUCCGGCACGGUGGGCGCCGCCGCCCUGUCCGCCCUGGCCGGCGGCGUUCUGAACGGGCUGUGCGGCCGCCGGCCCUGCAUCCUGCUGGCCAGCGGCCUCUUCACGGCGGGGGCCGGCGUGCUGGCUGCCGCCCGCGACAAGGAGACGCUGCUGGCGGGACGCGUGGUGGUGGGGCUGGGCAUCGGUGUAGCAUCUAUGACUGUGCCGGUGUACAUCGCAGAAGUUGCUCCACCGCACCUAAGAGGCAGAUUAGUCACCAUUAACACUCUAUUCAUCACUGGAGGGCAGUUUUUUGCAAGUGUCGUCGAUGGACUCUUCAGCUACCUCGCGAAGGAUGGGUGGAGGUACAUGCUGGGCCUGUCGGCUAUUCCAGCGGUUAUACAGUUUCUUGGAUUCCUGUUUCUUCCUGAAAGUCCCCGCUGGCUCAUUCAGAAAGGCCAGACUCAGAGAGCACGGAGAAUUCUGUCUCAAAUGCGUGGCAACCAGGCAAUCGAUGAGGAGUACGACAGUAUCAAAAACAACAUUGAAGAAGAAGAAAAAGAAGUCGGAGCAGCUGGACCUGUGAUCUGCAGAAUGCUAACAUACCCUCCAACUCGAAGAGCCUUAAUUGUGGGUUGUGGUCUGCAGAUGUUUCAACAACUGUCAGGGAUUAACACCGUCAUGUACUACAGUGCUACCAUUCUGCAGAUGUCAGGAGUGGAAGAUGACAGGCUUGCAAUCUGGCUGGCUGCACUGACAGCAUUUAUAAACUUCAUUUUUACUCUUGUGGGAGUCUGGCUUGUUGAAAGAAUGGGUCGCCGGAAACUUACACUUGGUAGCUUAACAGGUACUGCUGUAGCACUCAUUAUCCUAGCUUCGGGAUUUUUGCUAUCAGCUCAGGUCUCGCCAAGAAUCACACUUAAUCCACCAGAUCCUUCACAUCAAAACUCUACCUGCACAAAAUACAGUUAUUGUAAUGGAUGUAUGUUAGAUCCAGACUGUGGUCUCUGCUACAAAUUGAAUAAAUCAAGCGUUGUUGAGUCCUCAUGCAUUCCUGUUGAUAAAGAUUCUACAAUGAAAGCAGCUUGGGGCAGGUGUUCAAAUGAAACAGUGUUCAAAAAGGAAGAUUUGUUUUGGGCAUAUAAUUUCUGCCCCACUCCAUACUCUUGGACAGCACUUCUGGGCCUUAUUUUGUACUUGAUUUUCUUUGCACCUGGGAUGGGUCCUAUGCCCUGGACUGUCAAUUCUGAAAUUUAUCCACUUUGGGCUAGAAGUACAGGAAACGCAUGUUCUUCUGGAGUCAACUGGGUUUUCAAUGUGCUCGUGUCACUGACAUUUCUGCAUACAGCUGAAUAUCUGACAUACUAUGGAGCCUUCUUCCUCUAUGCAGGGUUUGCUGCCUUGGGACUAAUCUUCAUCUACGGCUGCCUUCCUGAGACUAAAGGGAAAAAACUAGAGGAAAUUGAAUCUUUGUUUGAAAACAGGCUAUGUACAUGUGGUAUGUCAGAUUCUGAUGAAGGGAGGUAUAUCGAGUAUAUUCGGGUGAAGGGAAGUAAUUACCAUCUUUCUGACAAUGAUGCUUCUGAUGUGGAAUAAUUUUCAGCUGCUGAUGUAUUUAAUCAUUUAAAAGCCUUCUGGGGGGGAAAGCAGCUCUCUGAUGACCUCACUGCCCUGCUUCUGGUCUGGUUCUCCUUUCUACUGUGCAGUUAAAAAUGCCUUCAUGUUCAAAAAUGCUCCAUUUGGAGGAAAUUCAAUAUGCUAGUGUUUUCUUGAUAACUAAAAGCAAUGGCUUCCAAAAGAGGUUGAAUUUCACAGUUAUGUGACUUUACCAAGUGUGCACAACGCUGCGCCGUCCCCAGGUAUUUAGUAGGGUACACUGUACCAGAUGAAUACAGAAGGCUAUCCUAGAUGGUCAGGGGCUGUCCUUAUCUUUAGUCCUGACAAGAUAAAGUAAUUGAGUAGCUAAUCAGAAAGCAGCUGACAGCUGUCAGAUCCCCAUCCCAUUGCAGCCUAGGACAUAGCUCUGCUGUGCAGUACAACGAAGGAUGAAUGCAUAAGUUGCUGUAACAGUAACCAUUUCAAAAGGUUGACCAAUUGGGAAAAUACAAAUAUCUGUUAUAUCCAUCAGAGGCAACAUUUCCCAAAUUUACCCUAAGUGAAUUUCCGUUGUUAUUUAUUUGAGGUAACAAGCAGACAGCCAUAUUCACCUGGAUGGAGGUUCAGUAGGCUGGCAUGUGUCCGUGCUACACUGGGCUAUCGACCCACUGCUGCUCUUGAGUACACACUAUGGUCAGGAGUUUGUGUUUGUGAGAGAAACCGCCAAAAUUAACUACUGACAGCAGGAAAUCAGAGCUCAGUAUGUGGCCACACGUACAAAUGAACUGGUAUAUAUUACUAGGUACAACACAGAGGCAUCAGUUAGAAAAAAAUUAUGUUUGUUUUCCUUUUUUGCAUUUGAACAUACUGGCUUGUACCUAGUUUUGAACAUAAAAUAUUGUUAGCUAAAGGAAAGAGAAGGAGGGGAGAGGGUUUGUGCUGCUAAAUGCACAGUGGUCAUCCCUCCCGCGCCUUCUGCUUGUGAAUAAAUAUUGCCUUCAGUUUAUCUCCAUAUGUGCAGAGCAGAUGACUCCCAGCACACUUUUCCUUCAGAUGUCCUUAGUCAACCGGUGUCUUGCUAGAUCUAAAGAGAAAUAUUAGCAAUGGGCAGAAGCCUAUAUCUCAUAUUAAUUGCCUUACCAAAGCAUUGCAAACUUGUCAAGAAAAUGUCAGGCACAAAAAUCAACUUGGCUGCUUUUAGCAUGGUAAUGAAAAUCUGAAUGGUGUUUUAUUUGCCUGCCAUGAUUGCUUACCUUGGCAAAUUGAAUUUUAUGCAGCUACAUAAAAAUAUUAUGUUAUUUUUUUCCUUGUCCUGUCCUCCUUGCUUUAAGUUAUCAAAGAUAUGAGUUUGAAAGCAUCAACAAUUCAAAUUCUUAUCUUUGAAACAUUUGCUUUAUGAAAGAACGUGGAAAAAAUUCCUCUGCCUGUGGGCUGCCGCCCAUUUAUUUGGUAAAAAUACAUUUAUUUUUCCUUGUGUAAAGACUAAAGAAGUCAUUGGGUUCAUUAGCUUUUAUAGAUUUGAUUUGUGGGGUUUUCUUGGGUUGAAAAAUAUUUUUAAUGUAGGAUUACUAUCAAGACCAAGCCUGGACAUUUGUUACUAAAUUAUUUUUAUUGGAUAACAUGGAUUUUUGUUGUUGUAAAGAAGUCUGACUUUAUGUUAUCUAAUCUUCUGUGGGGGAGUUCCUACUCUACAGUUAUUGACCUUCAGGGAUUGGGUGUAUUUUGUUUUGUUUUCUUUUUUACUUCGUUAAUCAAAGAAAUAUUUUUUGAAAGAAAACAUUUUAAAGCAUCCUUCUGUGACUUGCCUGGGACUAAAAGAGGAAAACAGUGGACAAAGGGAAUUUCAAACGAAUCAUUGCAAAGAGCAACUCGACCUUGAACGUCUCCUGUGUGGUGAGAGGGCUGGAUUCUCACACCUUCCAUCUUGCCUCCCUUUUAAGCGCACAAUAUUUUUAUGCUUCAAAGCACCAGCUGUUGAAAAUGCUCAGAUCUCCAGACCUGUCCAUUGAACAUGCUCAGGUCCUCAGACCUAUCUGCAAUUGCCCCUGCAGCGGGAUGGCUCCGUUAGGCUGUCACCUCUCUGAAACCUUCGCUGAAGGUGCAGCACCUGAAAAGAGAAAAAGGGAUCCUUGGCACAGACAAGAACAAAAUCAUUUUAAAGACAAAUUAGUUUCUUUCUGAAGCCAAAAAAAUAUGUGUUUGAAGACCCUUAUUCGGGGCAGUUUCGUUACCUAGAACAGUGUGUGAAUAGGUGUAUAACAGCCAACCUGUGCUUAGGUGGUUGAUAGGUUUAAGUGGGUAUUUAAGUGGGUAUUUAUUUACUGGCUUUUGAGGAUAGGGACUUACAGUUCUGAUCCCCUCACAAGCACGAGGCCAUGCUCACUUUACACCUGUGAACAUUGCCUUGCUUGAUGUGUUUUGCUGGAGCAGGUGCGAGGCAGGACCCGGCGUCCCUGUGGUGGCCCCGAGUCAGUGCUGCCCUCGCACUUGUGCCCACAGGGAGAGGAAACCGCUGCAGUUACUGGGCAUAGCUAAAGCAAAGUCACUGGAAAGAUUGCAGUCACAAGGUCAGGCUGUUCUGUUUUGCAGGCAGUGCUGCGGCUUUUUAGCAGCAGAAGACCGUCUCUCUCUGCCAGCUUUGUUUCAUGGACGUUUUCAGAAGUGGCGCUCAGUCGCACACAGCACUGGGCUCACUUUCUCACUCAAGUUUGAUCUUACUGAAAACAGUUUUCUGCAGGUUUGUAUCCCAUGCCCUUUUUCAUGAGGCAUAACAAUUGAAACGUGCAAAAUAUAUUGCCUUCUUCAUUGUCUUUCCCCCUUUCGUGCCCACAGAGAGCUGGGUUUAAGUCUUCCUUUUAGGGUUGCUUUACACCAAGACAGCAUUCCAUACUUCAGAAACACUGAGCCUAGUACCAAGCAUCAUGUGUAAUAAAAAUGAAAUCAGACACUUCUAAUUAGUCUUACACAGUUAGGGUUUUAUUUUUAGAAUCUGUGAACAUUUACAGUUUAUUAAGAAAAUUAGAUAAAUGUUUCUAUUUUGCAGAUUUUUUAUAUUUAUGCAUAUUUUAAGUUUUAAGAGAUUUUUGCUAAAGGUAGACUUAGUAACAUUCCAGAUAAAAGAAUAAAAAUACAAUGUAACUGAAUAAUUUCUUAUUAUAAGAUUUUAAUUUAUGAAGUAGCAUAAAUAAUAUGUCUAAGCACAAAAUUCUUUUAUUGAAAGCUUUCUGCAGAAGAUGUGAAAUUGUUUCUUCAUAAGGACUGCACACAGUUCAGGUAUUCAGGUGCAUCAGGAGUGCUAGAAUGAUACUGCUGGUAGAGUUGGGCAUAUUGAUUAUACACAACGAUUUGAGAUAUUUUAAUUCUGAUUAAUCUACCAACUCUACGUGUGAGCUAACAAGUAUAAAAGAAACAAGUCCUGAUGCAUUUUUAAUAUUUUUAAAUUUAAGUCACAUAUAGUAGUUGGUUCAUCACAUGGAAAUUAAAAAUUGUGGGGGGGUGAGGUAAUUUGCCACUUGUUUCUUCCCCUUGGCACUUCAUUGAUCAAAAUAAUCUUUUAACAAGAGAACCAAACCUGUUUUGGAAAUAGAUGUAGAGUCAGAGCAAGGCCCAGGACUUGUUUGGAGGGCUGAAGUUGCAUUGCUGUGCAGGCACCUUGGAUAGGUCGCUCUCGUAGGCGUUGCUACCUUGUGAGUUGCAGUGACAACCCUGGCGGAAAUUGUCCCGGAAAUCCUGGGAAAAGAAAGAGUACAUCACGAGGACCAUUGUUCCAAUGCCAACUGGUUUCUGCGUGAAUUGAUAAAUGCAACAUUUCACUCAUGUAGGAGUUAGGGUUGGGAGGGGAGAAGAAAGAAAUGAUGCAUGAAAAGCCCCACGAAGUCUUAUUUCAGUAGAUGGGUGUGACGUAGCCAACAGGAGCAGUCAUUUGUCGUGGUUUAUCCAUGUGGGAUAAGGAUGGUGAGGCCAAGGGACUGUGCUUGGUCCUGUGGAUAGGAUCGGUCAGGCUGUCAGGCUAAGGGGGAAGAAGCACACAAGUGCUCCUCUCCCGUACCUACAUGGAGGUGAGGACAUGGCAAUGGAAUUGGCAAAGCUGAUACUUGGUGAAAUCUCCUCUGCCUCUUUAGUCACUCAGGCUGAGCACUGGGGAGAAGUUUUGAACUUCAGAGGCUGCUACAGGCCCUGAGCAAAGGUAUUCCUUAGGCCAUGGGGGUAUUCGCUGCAGUCCCACAGACAGUGAGUGGGCUAAUAAAAGAUAGACCCUGCACUUCUCAGCUUUAUACCCAGCUUUCUACUUCUCAACAUCAGUGCUCUUCUAACAUGGUCUUCUUGAAAUUUUGCUUGUACUUGCAGAAGAGGCUUUGUUAGCUGAACAUCACUACUGCAAAGAGGCAGAGUUUUCACAGGAUAGAGAGAUCUCGGGGUAGAAAUCCAGGUAGAAGAGACAGUUUUUCAGAGCACUUUAAAGAGUAAGAUAUGUGUGCACUUUUUUCUGAGAGAGUCAAGCUAACCAAACCCAUUCCUCUGCAUUGGGAAGAAAAUCAAGCUUUGUGUACCAGGCCAGAAGCAGAUAAUGCCACAAUAUGUGCUUUAUGGCAAAAUGUGUUUUUAUUGCGGGUAACAUUUACAGCUUACAUGUAGCUGCUGCCUAUAAAGUGACUCAGUUGUUCUCUGGAUUUUAACAAGUCAUAUUUUUGUGCAAAAAUCUUAGUGGUUUUCUAUUGAUCUUCAUCACCUUGUGUACAGCACAGUUAAGCAUAAUCCACAAGUGGUCUAGAUUGUGGCAGUGUUGCAAAUGUCAGCACAGUAAAACUCUAGGUGAACAUUGUUAAAGAAAUAUUGUUGUUUGUGAUAUGGGGUUUAAAACUCCUCAAAGGCAACUAUAUAUAGAUUUUAAAAGUCUGAAAAAAAAAAUGGCAGUUCUUAUCUAUUUUGUGUAUGUUUUCAUAUAGAGAAGGAGUUUUUUAUGUGCCAAUAACCAUCACUGUAGUGUUUUGUAAAUGGGUGUUAAUAGUGUUGCAGAGUUCUGUAUAUGAGAAUAUACUUUAGCCACAAUGACCUGUUAGUGUGAACCAGCGGCAUGUUUUUAAUCUUACUCACACCUCUCAUCAGAGGUGCUCAUUCACUGGCUUUAGUAGAGCUCACUCAUGCCAGGGGAAGUUUGACGAGCGUCAGGCCUCAAGAAUACAGACUUCAUCUAAAUCCCCACUUUUUCACAUUGUCCCUAGACAGUAUGUUACAUGUGAAUGAUCUGGCACAUGUAAUUUUAAAGUUUCAACUCUGGUUCCUUGAUUUUGUAGAGAAACGUUUUGUCAAAAUUUGGUUUGACCUUUCAUUGCAUUUGUAUAAAUAAGGAGCGCGCUGAUUAAGUAUGAAUAUUGUCCACCUAUUUCUAAAGGAACCAUCUGUUUCUGAAGUGUUCAAAUAAAGGCAAAUUUCUCUUGCUGCCUUAAACAUUGCACAGACUUUUGGGAGGACUGAAUGUAUGACCAUCAUCGUGACUUCUGCAGGAGAAACUUCAUGGAUCCCCAGCAGGUUUGAAACGAGAUGGUUUCAUGGUGCUGAGAUGCUGCGUUACACUGCAGGCCCUGCCUAGUGCACUCCUGCCAUCUGUUUGAGUAGUCCCCGUGAAAUUGAUAGGAUUAUUCACAUGCUUGAUAUUCUCCAUGUGCUCAGUGUCCUGCUGGUCCGGGACAUCGCUGGGAAGUGGCACGAGUCAUGUCCCUGCUUUCCGUUGUGAAUCUCACUCCUCUACAAAAUGGUUAACCGGAUCUUUUUGUGACAAAUGCCAUGUAGAAUAUUUGAGACAUUAUUGGAGACUAAACUGACAGUAGUAAUUCCAUGCUGAAUAAUAACAUGCACAUGGUGCCAUCAGGCACACUGUAAUCCCUGGGCACGUGUUACGGUAUUCAGUACAAAACAGGUUUUGGCAAAACUAAUUGCUGAGUUGUCCAAGUCAUUUCUUAACCAUGUCAAACGUGUGCCAUUUCCAUUUCCAACCAGUCAAGCCUAUAAUGUAUGAAAGUGUUGUACAUUUUCUGAAACUUAAGUGAUGUAAAAUUAUUUAAUUGACUUCUGUUCUGAUUGCUUUAAUGAAAAUAAAUAUCUUCAAAGAAUUGUCAGUGCCAGAAGUGUAAAUGAACAAAAUAAAAGGUGAGAUACUUAAUUACAGAA
Molecule: messenger RNA, 8351 nt
Organism: Pipra filicauda (Wire-tailed manakin)
Lineage: Eukaryota; Metazoa; Chordata; Aves; Passeriformes; Pipridae
Gene: SLC2A13
Product: solute carrier family 2 member 13
Exons: 10
Coding region: 240-2183 (647 amino acids)
Biological process (GO): transmembrane transport
Cellular component (GO): membrane
Molecular function (GO): myo-inositol:proton symporter activity
Source: RefSeq, a predicted model, not a curated record